ACCAGGUGUCCGAAACUCACAUCACACCAUCCUAACAACUCACAAUCCUGCUAAUGGCUCUUUCUGUGUUUCCUCGAGUCUUGGGUCUCUGUGUUCUGCUGCUGUCGUCGGGUCGCUGUGGUCCGAUUCCCCGAGCUGUGGAUAGUGUGGACAUGCAGGAGGUUCUGGGGCAGUUCCUCCACAUGCUGAACCUUACGGACCCGGGGCCCGGAUUGAAGCCGCGCUCCAGCCGCACCAAACCUCCCGAGUACAUGCUGGAACUUUACAACCGGUUCGCCACCGAGCGCAGCGCCACGCCGUCCGCCAACAUCGUGAGGAGCUUCCGGAACGAAGACCACACCUCGAGCAAGAGCCUGCGAACACACCGACUCCUGUUCAACCUCUCCGUGCCGCAACAGGAGCGCGUGGUCAGCGCCGAGCUGCGUCUGCACACACUCCUCGCCAGAGACUCGACCCAGCACGUCGGGUCCGGGUGGAAGGUGAGCGUAUUCGACACGCACCGGGGCGCACGCUACGACACAGGUGAGAGAGAUCCGCUGGCGUCGAGGCACGUUCACCGUGAGGACAGCGGGUGGGAAGUCUUUGACAUGACGAACGCUGUUCAACAUUGGCGAAAGCUCAACAUCGUGACCCCCAGGCUGGAGGUUCACGUUGAAAACCUGAACGCGUUUAGGAAUGCGAACGUAGACCUGUACAUCGACAAGAACCCCGAUGGACAACACGAGCCGGUGCUGAUCGUCUUCUCAGAUGACCAAAACGAACGUCGUAUGAUGGAGGAGGACAACGAACUGAGGACAGAUGAAGAGCAGGUGCGCUUAAACAACGGCGUCUCCAGAGUCCGGCGCGGCGCUGACGCGGAAGACUGCAAGAGAGCCGAGAUGUACGUGGAUUUUAAGGAUAUCCAUUGGGACUCGUUCGUCUUGGCGCCGUCUGGUUAUCAGGCGUUCACUUGUCGUGGCGUGUGCAACUAUCCUCUCGCUCGCGAAGUGACGCCCACCACACACGCCAUCAUCCAAACGCUGCUCAACUUUAAGAGUCCUCAGAGGGCCUCGAAAGCCUGCUGUGUGCCGACCGAGUUAAAGCCCAUAUCCCUCCUGUAUGAGAACGAGAACGGCGUCGUGGUUUUAAAUAAUAAAUACGAAGGAAUGGUGGUCAAGGAAUGCGGAUGCAGAUAGUCCGAGAAAGACUGUUUUCAUUUUAUUUAGGCCUCAUGUAUAUUUACUUGUUGUAAAUGACUCCGUUUUCUAUUGCACAUCCUACUUGUAAUAUACAACACACUGCUAAUCAUUUGUCACUUAUAAUGAGAGAAGUUCAAACUAAAUAGAGACUUUACACGCAAAACAUUUUUUGGUUUUUCAUGCAUUGAGUUUUGAGAUUUUGGACUGUUUAGCUUUUCAUAACGCGUUCUUUCAGACUAGUUGAAGAAAGUAUCCAAAAUACAUUUUUAAGUGUUUAUUUCAUUUCGCGUUUCAAUUCCAAUGCAAACCUUAAUAUUUCAACAAAACUAAACAAUUUUGAGAAAAUUGGACAAAAUUUGCUUAAUGUUCCGGAAAUGUAUGCAAAUGAAAACAUAUUUAAUUAAUAAUACUAAUAACUCUUACAAAAAUAAACAAUUUUGACAAAGUUGAACAAAAUUUUCAACCCGGCUUUAUCCAAUGUUCUGGAAAUGUAUGCAAAUUAAGGAAUAUUUAAUUACCUACAGUAAUGCCUCAUUUGCAUAUUCAAACAUAACAUUUCAGAAAACUUAAAAAAUAAAAUGUUUUUUCACAGUGAUGAACAGAAAUGGUCCUUCAAAGCACCUCUCAGUGAUCAGUUCUUUAAAACAACCAUUACACUCUAAAGAAUGCUUUUUAAUUACAUUGUUAACCCAGCCUUUGGGUUUGUCCAUAUUUGACCCAAAAUUGGGUUAAAACAAGCAUUUUUAGAGUGUAUUUUCUUAGUUUAAAGAACCUUUUUCCAACAAUACGGUUGUAUGGAUGUUAAAGGAACCAUCGAUGCCGAGAAAGAAGCUUUACUUUUAAGUGUGAGCAUCUAUUUAUAUCAGCUUAACUUCCGCCGCACACAAUCAAAUAACAUUGAUUGCAACCCAAACGUUCUUCCUGCGAGCGCGAGUGUUCUCUCGCCCCUGACGGCCGCAUGCCAUGCGAGCCACAAACACGUUCUCUUCCACAGCUGAGAUAAGGAGGUGUCAAAACCCGAGAAGUGUGCGACCCCUCACUCAGGAUGAGACCUCAUCCCAAGUGGUGUGUCGUUGGAGGCGAGAGCCGUCAGAUUCCUGAGCGCCAACAGCAACCGUUUCCAACGACUGGCCCUCUAAUGCUGGGAUGAGCUUCAACCCAGGGUCCAAUGACACUCUUAGAAGAAACAGUUCUAGAUGGAUCCUUUAAAGGAGUAGUUCACCCUAAAAUUAAAAUUA
Molecule: messenger RNA, 2416 nt
Organism: Pimephales promelas (fathead minnow)
Lineage: Eukaryota; Metazoa; Chordata; Actinopteri; Cypriniformes; Leuciscidae
Gene: bmp10l
Product: bone morphogenetic protein 10, like
Biological process (GO): BMP signaling pathway
Cellular component (GO): extracellular region
Molecular function (GO): cytokine activity; growth factor activity
Source: RefSeq, a predicted model, not a curated record